AUGCUCUCCAGGAUCUCUCAGCUCGGGGCGCGGCUCCUGCGCGAGACCAGAGCUGCAGGAAACUUGACAACCAAUAGUGGCAAUUACUACCAAGGUCAAGUCAGCCGGCAUUCAGCCCCAGCGAAGAGCAUCCUCUUCUCCACCGCAACAAGUAGUCAUCAUGAUGAAGGCGGUGAGGACAAGGAGAAAAUCUCUGUAACAUUUGUGAACAAGGAUGGCACUGAGAAGACGAUAAGUGUUCCUGUCGGAAUGUCCAUGUUAGAAGCUGCUCAUGAAAAUGACAUAGAACUUGAAGGAGCAUGUGAAGGGUCGCUCGCAUGUUCCACUUGUCAUGUCAUAGUUAUGGAUGUAAAGGACUAUAACAAGCUAGAGGAUCCAACAGAUGAAGAAAAUGAUAUGCUUGACCUUGCAUUUGGGCUGACAGAAACGUCUCGUCUUGGCUGCCAAGUAAUAGCGAAGCCCGAACUCGACGGCGUCCGGCUAGCGUUACCUGCCGCUACACGAAACUUCGCGGUAGAUGGGUUCGUGCCAAAGCCACACUGA
Molecule: messenger RNA, 543 nt
Organism: Triticum turgidum subsp. durum (durum wheat)
Lineage: Eukaryota; Viridiplantae; Streptophyta; Magnoliopsida; Poales; Poaceae
Source: the annotation of a GenBank genome assembly